GGUGCGCUCGGGAGCGGACAUGGCGGCCCUCGGAGUGCAGCUGGUGGUGACCCUGUUCGCUGCCACCCUCAUGCACAGGCUGGCUCCACAUGGCUCCUUUGCCCGCUGGCUGCUCUGUAACGGCAGGCCAAGCUUUCCCGACUCUUUCUCAUCCUCAGUCUGUUCCGCUACAUACACCCGUCAGAGGAGGAACUGCGGGUGCUGGCAGGGAAACCAAGGCACAGAGGCAGGAAGGACCGGCCCAGAGGAGAUCGCUGGGCCCACCUUUCACUGUCCUCAUGUGCUCAGGUGGGCAAAUGGCCUUCAUGACGAGAAGCCAUUGUCAGUGCCUCGAGACGCCCCUUUCCAGCUGCAGACCUGUCCCCUCACUGCUGCGGAUGCCCUAGUCCUGCGCUUCUUUCUGGAAUACCAGUGGUUUGUGGACUUCGCGGUGUACUCUGUCGGUGUGUUCCUCUUCACGGAGGUCUACUAUUUUGUGCUGGGCCCAGUCCAGGAGACCAACAUUGCCGUGUUCUGGUGCCUGCUCACACUGGCUUUUUGUCUCAAGGUGUUCCUCAUGGUGACCCGACUGUACUUCAGUGCCAGAGAGGGCGGCGAGCGCGCAGUCUGCCUCACCUCCGCCCUCCUCUUCCUGCUCUUAGCCAUGCUAGUGCAGGUGGUGCGGGAGGAGCUCCUGGAGCUGGGUCUGGAGCCAGGUCUGGCCAGCGUGACCCAGAACCUGGAACCUGUGCUGAAGAAACAGGAUUGGGACUGGGCACUCCCGAUGAUCAAGCUGGUCAUCCGCCUUGGGCUGGCGAUGCUGGGCUCCUUGCUGGGCGCCUUCCUCAUUUUCCCAGGCCUGAGGCUGGCGCAGACGCACCAGGACGCACUGACCUUGUCUGCAGACCGGCCGCUGUUGCAGCUGCUCCUGCACACCAGCUUCCUGUCGCCCCUGUGCACCCUGUGGCUCUGGACAAAGCCUAUCGCUCGUGACUUCUUAUACCAGGCACCCAUGAGGAACAUGACCUCUUCUCUGCCGUCAGAAGGGGCCUUCGAUUCCCUGCGUCUCUGGGUGCUGGUGGCAUUGUGUCUGCUGCGGCUAGCCGUGACCCGGCCACACCUGCAGGCCUACCUCUGCCUGGCCAAGACUCGAGUGGAGCAGCUGAGCAAGGAGGCUGGCCGCAUUGAGGCCCGUGAGAUUCAGCAGCGGGUGGUCCGGGUCUACUGCUAUGUGACCGUGGUGAGCCUACAGUACCUGACUCCGCUCAUCCUUACUCUGCACUGUACCCUGCUGCUCAAGACCUUGGGCGGCUACUCUUGGACCCUGGGCCCUGUUCCAACCCCACUGACCCCGCGCCAGUCUUCAGACAUUUUGAUCUCUGUGAACCCAGCGGAGGAUGAAGCCCAGCAGACCGCGGCCCAAGUCGCAGGGGUCCUGGGUGGCCUGCUUACGCCCCUCUUACUCCGUGGCGUGCUGGCCUACCUCAUCUGGUGGACUGCUGCCUGCCAGCUGCUCUCCAGCCUCUUCGGCCUCUAUUUCCACCAGCACCUGGCAGUUUCCUAGCGUGAUGCCACUAGGCACUGGCUUGGAACUGUCCAUCCCCUGUGUGUGCACCUCAGUGCCCCUAGAUGACCUAGGGGUAAGGGUAGAAACUCACCACCAUCUCUCACCUCAGUGCCUAGAUCACAGACCCCUUGAAUCAGGUUCCCUGGACCUGGAGGCCAUGGUCCUCAAGUGUGUGUGUGUGUGUGUGUGUGCACGCUAGAGUGCUGGCCUGCAUGUGUGUAUAGGAUGUCAGGGGGAGGCUGCUCGCCUAUGUGUGUAUAGGAUGUCAUGCCUGCAUGUGUGUAUAGGAUGUCAGGGGGAGGCUGCUCUCAAUAAAAGGGGUGGGCCACUUUUACAGAAAUAUGCCAGAGGCUAGGGAGAUAAGCAGGGGAGACCUGGGUGGUGAGAAGGGCUUAGGAGAGUGAUACUAGGCAGGAGUGGAAAAACGGAGGAGGUUAGAGAUUGCCAGAAAGCUAGGGGCGGAGCUCAGGCCCAGCAUCCACGUGUCCCUGGGGUCUAUCACUAUGAGGGAAUGAGACAAAGUCACCAUGCCCAUUUCCCAGCACACUGGGGAGGCUGAGGCAGGGGGAUUAGCUUAGACUAGUAACAAGAUCAUGUCUCCAAAGCAAGAAAACAAGGGGGAGAGGAAAUUCAGAACUGUCACCAGCCUUGGAUGCUGUGAGGUGACUGCUGACUGAGGGUCACCACCAACUCCAGCGCUGUCCCGGUCCUGUGACUGUAUGUGCACAUGUUCAUGAGACAUGCAUGUGCUGUGUGGCCCUCCUACCUAUGGAAAUGUAUAUUGAGAAUAAAAAUGGAGGCCUCCUGUAGUGCAGCCUAGUAACACUGCCAAUGGCCGGGAGCAGUGCUGUCACAGCCCUGAGGGCUCACUCUGGAGAGAUGGAAAGGACUCAGGAAUGUGACUGUUGUCCAGGCCCACAGGUGCCAUUGUGAGAGGCUAGGAGGACAGCUUAGCCCGUAGGACUUGCCUUCUACCUUUGAGACAAGGUCUCUUGUUCAGGGCGUCUCUGGUUUCCACCUCCCACCUUGCCAUAGUGGUGCUGGGAUUGCACGUGUGUUGCUCUGUCCACUUAUGAACUCAGGUCUUUAUGACUGCAGCAAACAUGACUAAUGCGUGUGCGCUGUGAACCCGCGGGAUUUUCCUGACUCUUGGGAGAGGCUCCCAAACUGGCACAAAGCUGUGGGAGCUUGAGGAAGGUUCCAUAGGCAUCAAGGAUGGGCAAACAAAGGGUGAUAUGCCCUGCAGGGGUGCAAAAAGCAGACAAUCCUGAAAAACCAAGGCUCUGCUCUGGAAGACCCGAGAGUGACUUCAGAGUGGAGGGCGUGGAGGGCACACACCGCAGAUGGUCCUACCCCAGCACCUGGCUGGUCGGGGGCUGGGCUGCUUUCCAGUGGCUGAUGUCUAUGAUUGCCAAUAAUGAUAGAGGCAGGCCAGCCGGCACUAUGCAAGAAGUUGAAGUCAGCCUGGAUUAUAUAUCUCAGAUAUAUAAAUAAAUAUACGAAGCAUUU
Molecule: messenger RNA, 3055 nt
Organism: Microtus oregoni (creeping vole)
Lineage: Eukaryota; Metazoa; Chordata; Mammalia; Rodentia; Cricetidae
Gene: Tmem161a
Product: transmembrane protein 161A
Exons: 12
Coding region: 20-1543 (507 amino acids)
Source: RefSeq, a predicted model, not a curated record